Molecule: messenger RNA, 1971 nt
Organism: Fusarium keratoplasticum
Lineage: Eukaryota; Fungi; Ascomycota; Sordariomycetes; Hypocreales; Nectriaceae
Product: DNA polymerase alpha subunit B
Exons: 3
Coding region: 1-1971 (656 amino acids)
Biological process (GO): DNA replication initiation; DNA replication
Cellular component (GO): alpha DNA polymerase:primase complex
Molecular function (GO): DNA binding
Source: RefSeq, a predicted model, not a curated record
AUGGCCGACGCAGACCUCCAAGACCGCUUCUCCCCCAACAAGCCGCUUGAGCCCGAUGUUCUCAGCGAGCUCCAGUCCAUCAUGCGUCUCCACAGCCUCUCACCCGAGGAUCUCUUCUUCAAGUGGGAGUCGUACUGCAUCAAGCUGGAUACCGACGCUCAGAUCGUGACGCUCGAGGGACUGCGUAAUCUCAAGCAGAGCAUCCAGGAUGAGCUCGAAAAGACACAACGACAGGUGCACGUCAAGACGGAGAGGAAGGUCGCUGCCACGCCGAGGGGUGGUGCAAAGGGUGGUGAUGUGUUUGGGAUGUUGGAUGGAUUGGUGCCGAGUACGCCAGGGUCGGGCGGCAAGUUGAGCAGGACGCUUGCGACUGGGAGUGCGUUCAAGAGGAAGAUGGAGACUCCCAAAGGGCUGACGAGCUCACCAGCCACUGGAAUGAGCGAGCAGCUGAAGUCUAUGAACGGACUCCCACCUACGUCUUUCAACGAUCGAGCGAACCCCGGAGAAGUUGUCGAGAUCCUCAACGACCGCCUCGCCGCAGCCGAACCACCAAUUGCGCCCUUCUCCGAGCCGCGCGUAAAGCUCACUGCCGGUUCGGAUCAGAAGAAGCUCGGAUAUAAGCCAUUGGUGAUGAAGAUUUCAGAAACGAGCGAGAUUCUCGACGACCGGAUCGACAGCUUCAUGGCACUUAUCCAGGAACACCAUGGCCUUGAUGAAGCAGCCUUUGGCAGCGCCGCAGCCCAGAGCACCACCGAAGUUGUUGCUGUUGGCCGGAUUGCGUCAGAUUCAACAGAGGGAAAACUCAAUGCUGCGUCGUUGGUGUUUGAAAUGUCAAGACGAGCUGGAAUGGGUCUCAGAGUGCCCCUGAAGAUGGAUCACGUUCGCAGCUGGUGCUUCUUCCCUGGUCAGAUCGUGGCUCUUCGAGGCACCAAUGCCUCUGGGGCUGAAUUCGUCGUCAAGGAGAUUCUCGACAUCCCUCUACUCCCCAACGCUGCCUCUCUACCCUCUGCACUUGAGGGCCAUCGCGAACGACUCCGUGGUGGACCCGAUGCCAUGGAGGAGGAUGCAGAACCUACGCCCCUAAACGUCUUGUUCGCGUCUGGCCCAUACACGGCAGAUGAUAACCUCGACUUUGAGCCUCUCCACGCUUUGUGCACUCAAGCGGCUGACACUUAUGCCGAUGCGCUCGUCCUCACUGGCCCAUUCCUCGAUGUCGACCACCCCCUUAUCGCGACGGGUGACUUUGACCUCCCUGAGGAGGCCAAUUUUGACCCUGACACUGCUACCAUGACGACCGUCUUCAAGUAUCUCGUCUCGCCUGCUUUCAACCACCUCGUCUCCUCAAACCCUGCAAUCACCAUCAUUCUCGUUCCCUCUGUACGAGAUGUGCUAGCAAAGCACGUCUCGUGGCCCCAAGACUCAAUUCCUAAGAAAGAGCUCGGCCUGCCCAAGGCAGUCCGUAUCGUCACGAACCCCAUGACACUGUCAAUAAACGAGCUUGUGCUUGGUGUCUCUUCACAGGAUAUCCUCUCCCAGCUACGCUCUGAGGAGGUGGUCUCUCGUGGCGGUCCGCAACCUGGUGGUGACCUGAUGGAACGCCUUUGUCGCUACUUGGUUGAGCAGCGGCAUUACUUCCCCCUAUUCCCGCCUACAGAUCGCUCUAGGCUUCCCAAGACAGGCACGGAGGAGGGUAUUGCCACUGGCGCAGUGCUGGAUGUGAGCUAUCUCGAGUUGGGCGAGAUGGUCAAUGUGCGACCAGAUGUCAUGAUGGUUCCCAGCUUGCUACCUCCUUUCGCAAAGGUCGUUGAAAGUGUCCUUCUCAUCAACCCAGGUUACCUCUCCAAGCGUCGAGGCGCUGGUACAUACGCACGCAUGACGCUUCAUCCUCCGACAGUGCCCGAUGGUGGCAGCGAAGAGAUGACGGGCCAUCAAAUAUUCAACCGAGCUCGCGUUGAGAUUGUGAGGAUAUAG